Patiria miniata (bat star) is the source of this 1827-nucleotide messenger RNA. RefSeq names its product AP-1 complex subunit mu-1. Gene Ontology annotation, cellular component: clathrin-coated vesicle; clathrin adaptor complex. Gene Ontology annotation, biological process: intracellular protein transport; vesicle-mediated transport. The transcript has 10 exons. The record is from RefSeq and is a predicted model, not a curated record. The coding region runs from base 154 to 1422 and encodes 422 amino acids. Lineage: Eukaryota; Metazoa; Echinodermata; Asteroidea; Valvatida; Asterinidae. Gene Ontology annotation, molecular function: clathrin-cargo adaptor activity.
UGUGCAUGAUGGGAUUCCUCACUUGCGGCCAGCCACAUCAGAGCUUUGGUUUUACGGCCCGUAAUUUCCGGGCUAAAACCCUUGUAAUUGUCAAAUUUAAAUCCCCAAUGAUCGGUUUGGACAGUUGAAAGGUGACGCUUAAAGUCUGCCAUCAUGUCUUUGUCGGCGGUUUUCUUCCUGGAUGUGAAGGGAAAGGUGCUAAUUUCCCGAAACUACCGUGGAGAUGUGGACAUGUCCUCCGUGGAUAAGUUCAUGAUGCUGAUUCUGGACACAGAAGAGGAAGGUCAAGUCUCGCCCAUCAUAACACAUGGGGCCGUCACGUUCAUGUACAUCAAGUACAACAAUCUCUACUUGGUGGCCUGUUCCAAGAAGAAUGCAAAUGUAGCGCUCGUCUUCACGAUGCUCCACAAAAUCGUUGAGGUUCUGACCGAGUACUUCAAGGAAUUAGAAGAGGAAAGCAUCAGAGAUAACUUUGUCUUGAUCUACGAACUUCUGGACGAGUUGAUUGAUUUUGGCUACCCUCAGACAACAGACAGCAAGAUCUUACAAGAGUAUAUUACCCAAGUCGGACAGAAGCUGGAGAUUGCCCCCAAACCCCCGCCAGCCAUCACCAACGCCGUGUCGUGGAGGAGUGAAGGGGUCCGAUAUCGCAAGAAUGAGGUUUUCCUCGACGUCAUCGAAUCUGUUAAUCUUCUGGUGAAUUCUAAUGGUAACGUCCUGCGGAGUGAGAUUGUUGGCGCGGUCAAGAUGCGAGUGUUCCUGAGCGGUAUGCCAGAGUUGCGACUAGGACUGAACGACAAAGUGCUAUUUGAAAACACAGGCAGGGGCGGCAAAAGUAAAUCCGUGGAGCUGGAGGACGUAAAAUUUCAUCAGUGCGUCCGGUUGUCUCGCUUUGAGAACGACCGAACCAUCUCAUUCAUUCCCCCUGAUGGGGAGUUCGAACUCAUGUCCUAUCGGCUUAAUACUCACGUCAAGCCCCUGAUCUGGAUCGAGUCGGUCAUUGAGCGGCAUUCCCACUCUCGCGUAGAGUACAUGAUCAAGGCCAAGAGCCAGUUCAAACGUCGUUCCACGGCCAACAACGUCGAUAUUAUUAUCCCCGUGCCCAACGAUGCCGACUCGCCUAAAUUCAAGACCACCGUCGGCUACGCCAAGUAUCUGCCGGAGAGCAGCGCUGUGGUCUGGCACAUCAAAUCAUUCCCGGGUGGCAAGGAGUACCUCAUGAGGGCGCACUUCAAUCUCCCCAGCGUGGAGGCCGAGGAAGCAGAAGGUCGACCACCAAUCAGCGUCAAGUUUGAAAUUCCAUAUUUCACCACAUCUGGUAUCCAGGUUCGUUACUUGAAGAUCAUUGAGAAGAGUGGAUACCAGGCGUUGCCAUGGGUACGGUACAUCACACAGAACGGCGACUACCAAGUCAGAGUAUAGUGGAACCAGUGAAAAAUAAAGUUAAAAAAAAUUCCCGAAUAAAUUGUACUACAGGAACCGGGUACGAAGAGAUGUUUACCCACAAAAACCAAAUGAUCAUGUAUAUAAGAACUGUUAAAAAGUAACCAGUACAUAUUAUGUGUACAACUUAAUCCUUAUUUAAAUUUAUAUAGCAAUUCAAAUGCGGUAGAAUUUACUUUUGAAUUUACACCUUCGAUAUUGCACAGCGUUCCAAAGUGAAGUUUUGCAACGGACAGUACCCUAUUAUUGCACGUCGGGUUUUUUCUGAAUACUUCACGCUUGUUACUCAUUAUCAACCCUUUUGGAACUUUCCCUGAAAUCUCCAAAAUCAAGCUCUGUGCAGGAAACCAAUAAUAGUGUUCUUGUUUUUUUGUGUGUGUAUUU